Molecule: messenger RNA, 747 nt
Organism: Prorocentrum cordatum
Lineage: Eukaryota; Dinophyceae; Prorocentrales; Prorocentraceae
Source: the annotation of a GenBank genome assembly
AUGCCGAACCACUUCGAGCGGAUUUCAGACAGUUGGGAUCCGACCGGCUACAUCGGGCGCAAGGCCACCACUCCGGGCAUCGUCGGUGCUCCUGGCAGCAAGCAGUGUCAGAGCGCUGGAUCUUGCAGGAUCCUGCAGCGCCAAGGCGGAGGCCGGCCGGCGGAGGGCCCGCAGAAGAAGCUGCGGAAGCGAAGCCAGCAGCAGGUCCCCGCCACGGUGGCCGCCAGCCUGCAUGGCAUCGUGCGGCCGCCCCGCGGCCCCUCGAGGCCGGAGAUGCGGAAGGAGCUGUUCGAGGGCAUCGUGGACAAGCUCACCCACCCAGUGGGCGACGAGAGCCCGGAGGAGAAGGAGCGGAUCGCGAGGUGGACCAGGGCGAAGACGCUGCACGCCGAGGUGAAGGGGCUGAGGAGCCAGCUGGCCCAGCUGACCGGGACCGGGUCCCCGCGGCCGCAGCCGCUGGGCUCGGAGGCGCCCGCGGCAGCGGGCGGCGCCGAGGCGUGCACCGCCGCCAGCGCGGCGGAGGCGUUCUUCCCCGCGGGCUGGCGGGAGGCCCUCUCCAUAGAGCUCCUGGCGGACCUCGUCAUAGAUGCCUGGCUGCCCUCCUUCGCCGACAGCGUUGUGGAGGAGCUGGCGGCCACCGUGGAGGAGAGGACGACGCCGCCGCCGACGACGACUGUCGACCCAGGAAGCUGGGCGGAAGCCGCUCUGCGCCCGGCUUCCCCGCGCUGGAGAAGCGCAGGGCGGUGA